AUGGCUAUUGUAGAAAUUUUUCUGGGCGCGUUUUUAGCUGUGCUAUUCGAGAGAUUGGCCUCUCGCGAGCUAUUGAGCUUUGCUCGCAGCGUCGGAAUUCAUACCCAGGUGAUGAAAUUGCUCAAAGUGCUGAGUACUAUUAAAGCGUUGCUCAACGAUGCAGAGACUAAGCAAAUAAGUGACGAAACUGUGAAUCUGUGGCUGGAGGAUCUGAGGGAUCUGGCUUACGAUGUGGAUGAUCUUGUGGACGAGAUCGAGAUAGAAGCUUUGGCCCAUAAAUUGAAGACGGAGACCGAAGCAGCAGAUACCACCAGCAAGGUGAAGGUACUGAACUUCCUAUCUACUUCUUUGACUGAUUUCCCUAGAUAUAUUGAGCUCAAAUUCAAGUUGGAGCCCAAGAUUGAGGAGAUCGCUGUCAGAUUAGACGAUAUUGCACAACUAAGAGAUGUUCUGAGUUUGAGAGCUACUCCGGAAGCAGGGUUAAGCAAAAGCAGAGAGAGAUCGGAAACAACUUCCUUGGUGGUUGAAUCCCAUGUCUGUGGUCGGGAAAAGGAAAAACAAGAAAUACUUGAAUUGGUGCUCAAGGAUGAAUCGAAUAAUGCUGAAGCACGCGUCAUUCCAAUAGUUGGUAUGGGUGGUGUGGGCAAGACCACUCUUGCUCAACUUGUCUACAAUGAUGAGAAGGUUAAGGAUUUCUUUGAUACGAAAGCAUGGGUGUGUGUUUCUGAAGAGUUCGAUGUAUUCAUGAUAACCAAAAUUAUUCAUGAGGAAGUGACCGAGCGAAGUUGUAACUUCAGCAACCUCAACAGGUUGCAAGUCAGUCUCAAAGAGGAACUUUCUCGAAGAAAAUUUCUUAUUGUUCUGGAUGAUGUUUGGAACGAGAAAUACGAAGAUUGGGAUCGCCUUCGUCCUCCUUUUCUAGUUGGGCUACCAGGAAGUAAAAUUAUUAUUACGACUCGGAGUGACCGUGUUGCACGUAUCAUGGGUUCUGUUUCUCCUUACCCUCUGAAUGUUUUGGCAGAAGACGACUGUUUGUCUUUGUUGGCUCAACAUGCGUUGGGUACAAAAAAUUUUGAUGACCAUCUAAAUUUGGAAGCAAUUGGCAAGGAUAUAGUCAAAAAGUGUGGACGUUUGCCUUUGGCAGCGAAGACACUAGCAGGCCUUCUGCAUAAUAUACAUAGCCCAGAUGAGUGGAAAGCUGUACUGAAUAGCAAAAUCUGGGAGUUAUCCGAGAACAAGAGUGGCAUCCUUCCAGCUCUGAGAUUAAGCUAUCUUCAUCUCCCUUCUCACUUGAAGCAAUUGUUUGUAUAUUGUGCUAUAUUUCCGAAAGACUAUGUGUAUGACAAGGAUGAGCUAGUUUUGUUAUGGAUGGCAGAAGGAUUUCUGCAACAAUCAGAAGAAAUGGAAGUGCUAGGUGGCAGCUGUUUCAUGGAGCUAUUUUCAAGGUCCUUCUUCCAACGUUCAGGUGGCACCAAAUCAAAAUUUGUGAUGCAUGACCUUUUGAAUGAUCUAGCUCAAUAUGUUGCUGGAGAAACAUGCUUUAGGUUGGAUGAUAAUAUGGAGGGCAAUGAACGGUGUAAGAUUUCUGAAAAAGCUCGCCACUUGUCAUUCAUUCGCCUCAAAUAUGAGGUCUAUAAAAGAUUUAAGGCAUUUCAUGAACUUCGGGGUUUGCGGACUUUCUUACCGCUGCCAAUUUAUAAGUCACCUAGUUGGGAACGCUUCUAUUUAAGCAAUAGUAUUUUGGUCAACCUACUACCAAAAUUGCGGUGCUUAAGAGUCUUAUCUUUGAAUGGGUACAAUAUAAGUGAGCUACCCAACUCGAUGGGGGAUUUGAAACAUCUUCGGUAUCUGAAUUUAUCUCAGACAUUUAUUAAAAGGUUGCCCGAAACGGUGAGUACUCUCUACAAUUUAGAGACAUUAUUAUUAAAAGAUUGCCCCGCACUCUGUAAGUUGCCCACCAACAUUGAAAAUUUGGUGAACCUGCGCCAUCUUGACAUUCGAGAUACUCCAAAAUUAGAAGAGAUGCCCUCAGGGAUUGAUAGAUUGAAACAUUUGCAAACAUUGCCAAAGAUUCUUGUUGGCAAAAAUAGUGGAUUUGGACUCAGAGAUUUGAACAACCUAGUGCUUCUGAGAGGGAUGCUUUCCAUUGCAGGGAUAGAAAAUGUUACGGAUGUGCAGGAUGCAAAAGAGGCUAACUUAUGUUGUAAGCAGGAUAUUAAUGAGUUGGAAUUUAAAUGGAAUAGUGACAUUGAAGAUUCUCAAAAUGAUGGGCUGCAAGUUAGUGUACUUCAAAUGCUACAGCCACAUAGAGAAUUAAAAAGCCUUACAAUUGAAUUCUACAGGGGCAUCACAUUUCCUAGUUGGAUUGGGGAUCCAUCAUUCUCUAAAACUGUGUAUAUUAGAUUUCAAUGUUGUACAAAAUGCGAGUUUUUACCACCCCUUGGCCAGCUACCCUUGCUCAAAGAACUAUACAUAGGAGACAUGCAUGCUGUGAAAAGCGUGGGUGCAGAGUUCUAUUACGGUGGUAGCACUUCGGAGAUUCCAUUUCCAUCACUUGAGAUUCUGUCGUUUGGCGAGAUGCCAAAAUGGGAAGAAUGGUCUUUUUCUUAUGGUGUUGAUUUUAAAGGACUUUUCCCUCGCCUUUGUCGGCUUAUUAUACGCAAUUGUCCUAAAUUGGUGAGUGUUCCACUUUUAAGACUUCUCUCUCUUGGCAAUUUAGAGAUAACAAAUUGUGAUGAGGCUGUGUUGAAAAGUUUUACCGAAUUACCCUUAUUAACCACAUUGAAUAUUGAGAAUAUGCCGGGUCUAACUCAUCUGCCGAAGGAGUUCAUGAAUGUGUUGGUGUCACUUAAAGAUCUUGCAAUUGCAGAAUGUCCCCUGUUGGUGACUUUGUGGCAGAAUGGGCUUGCACCACAAAACCUUUGCAACUUGUUUGUAAGAUUUUGUGAAAAUCUGGAGAGAUUGCCUUAUGACCUGAAAAACCUUACAUCUCUCCAGGAGGUGUACAUCCAUUAUUGCCCAAAGUUUGUCUCUUUUCCUGAGGACAGUCUCCCUCCCACGAUUAGUCGUCUUGAUGUUCAAGAAUGUGAUUCUCUGGAGUCCAUCCCUAAUUGCAUCGCUCGUCUUGAACACUUGACCCUCAAUAAUUGCUCCUCUCUAAGUUCUUUCCCAAUAGACACUCUUCUCUCCAAGCUUAAGUCAGUUUACAUUGAGAAUUGCGGGAAUUUGGAGUGUUUUAAAGUGACUGUCGAACAGAGCAUCAUGUCAAGAAACUUUGGGAUCAGUAAUUGGCCCAAUUUGGAGCGUUUUGUCGUAUACAGACAAGAAUUUGGAUGUCGGUUGAAAUAUCAAAUCCCCCACUCACUCUCAGGGAGUGGUUUGCUCACUCCCAACUUAGUAAGUUUUCAAAUUGAUUGGUUUGAAAAUCCCUUUUACUUUCCUAGCCAGAGUCAAAGCUUCACUUUCCUUAAAUCACUCACUAUAAGUAAUUGUAAAAGUCUUGGGUCCUUUCCUGACCAGAAUUUGCCCCCCAACCUAGAAGAGCUAUGUAUCUGCAAUUACGGAGAACUAAAGCCUCUAUCAGAGUGGGGCCUGCAAAGACUCUUCUCUCUUGGGAGUUUCACCAUGGCUCGUGUAUAUCCACAGCUACUUUCCUUUCCUGAGUCGUGUUUUCUUCCCGCUACUCUAAAAUCCCUUCAUAUUUUUCGAUUUUGGAAUCUAAAGUCUCUCUCUAAGGGGCUUCGAAACUUGACCUCUCUUGAGCGUCUGCAAAUCAACAAUUGCCCCAAGUUUGAGUCUUUCUCUGAGGGGCUUCAAAACCUAACCUCUCUUGAGCAUCUGGAAAUCGAGAAUUGCCCCGAGUUGGGUUCCUUGCCGAACGAAAUGAUACUUGACACGCUUUUGAUCCUGCACAUACAGGGAUGCCCACUUCUUGAAGGACGGUAUUCCAAGGAGAAUGGAGUAGAUUGGCCCAAGAUUGCUCACAUCCCCAACGUUCACAUUCGUUAUCGCAGAUAGUGAUGAAGCAUGUUGGAAGUGGCAACUUUCUUAAAUGCCAACCACCGAGGCAGAGGCACUGCCAUAGCUACCACGCCGGAGCUAGAGCCACAACUUCCUCUUCUCCCAGGUAUCCCUCUUCUCUUUUUCACUCUCUCUUCACACACACGCAGAUAACAGCUCCCAAACUUCCCCUUCUAUGAAUCCUAACCCCUCCCCCCUCUGCGCAACCUAUUCCCUAUACACACGCACACACACACACACACACACACAACACAGCACACAAAACACCCAAACCCACACAGAACACACACCCCACCCCAUAACCCCAUGUCCCAGCACCUGCUUCCUCAUCUUCCCUGGCGACCACCAUAAACCCACCCCCCUUCAUCAAACCCACACCACCACACAAUGACCCAUCAAGUGUUUGUUUAAAUUCCUAAUUGAAGUUUGUGCAAAUGUUUGACAAUAUUUGGGUUCGACUCUCUUCAAAGGUGGAGAGGAUUUGGAGUGACCUUUAGUUUUUCUGUUCUAGACUUGAUUUGGCAAAUGGUUACCUUCCUAAAAGACAUCUUGGAAAUGUUUUUGAUUGCAGUACAAAAGAAAAAAUAUUUUUUCUGCACUUCCUUUUUUGCCCUUUUCGUAACUUUGCAUUUAAUUCCUUGAUUACCAAUACUUUAACUUGCUGAUUCCAGUAAAGAGAGGUAGCAUAUUGAACUAAAAAUAUGAAAGAAACACCACACUUCCUCUAUAAAAUCACUCUGAUUUUUUUUAAUUUUUGUUGACAACAUGAUAGAUUGGUCGUUCACAUGGAAAAUAUUGAGGGAGAGAAUCUUUUGUGGUUAAUGAUUCUUCCAAUUUUAUAUUUUUGCCUUUUGUUGAAGUUGUAAAUUGUACAGCUGGAUAGCAUUUGAACUUGAGCACGACUUCAUCCAUAUUGGGAUGCAAUCAAUUAUAUUGUUACAUAGUUUUUUAUGCAGUUCAGUCAAAUGAUUGUAAUUUAUAAGAAUCUUAAUAUGUCUGGUAGUGUCUACACAUUUUGAAUUUGAAAUUUGGGUGUCAUCCAUUUACUUGCCACAACCAUACAAGUGUGGUGUAGGUUAUUGAUUUUAAAAUUUGACACUUUUUAGUUGAAUUGGGCAAAAAUUUGGUGCUUUAAUUUAUAAUGAUGUUGUGUUAUUGGGUUGAAUAGUGGUGGGAUUCUGAUG
Ilex paraguariensis (yerba mate) is the source of this 5204-nucleotide messenger RNA. Lineage: Eukaryota; Viridiplantae; Streptophyta; Magnoliopsida; Aquifoliales; Aquifoliaceae. The record is from the annotation of a GenBank genome assembly.